UAUACGUAUAUAUGCAUAAGAAAAAAACUCCAUUUCAAAACCCUAAUUUUCCAAGGGUUUCUAACUCCUUAUCCCUUUUUUCAAUUCACAUUCAUAUACACACAAAAUAAAUCAUCCAAAUUUACUAACUUUAAUAAUUCUUUUCAAUGGCCACAACAGAAGCAGCAAAAUUCAAGAAAACCGAUUUAAUCCCAAUUCCAGAUUACAAAAACAGCCACCGUGACACCACCGUCGCCACCGUGUCGCCGGAGCACGACGGUCUUCACUUCUGGCAGUUCAUGAUUUCCGGUUCUAUCGCAGGUAUGGUUGAACAUAUGGCUAUGUUUCCUAUAGAUACAAUUAAGACCCGUAUGCAAAUAUUAGGAUCUUGCCCGAUAAAAACCGCAGGGGUUCGGCAAGCGUUGCAGUCUAUUUUAAAGACUGAUGGACCAUCCGGGUUAUACCGCGGUAUCGGUGCGAUGGGGCUGGGUGCUGGCCCUGCCCACGCGGUUUAUUUUUGUGUUUAUGAGAAUUGUAAAGAAAGGUUUGAAAGAGGGCAUAAGAAUAACCCGGUUGCCCACGCGGCUGCCGGGGUGUUUGCAACGGUGGCGAGUGAUGCCGUUUUUACACCGAUGGAUAUGGUGAAGCAACGGUUGCAGUUGGGUAGUGGGAGUCCGUAUAAAGGCGUGUUUGAUUGUGUUCAGGUGGUUUUUAAAGAAGAAGGGUUUAAGGCGUUUUAUGCGUCGUAUAGGACUACUAUUUUGAUGAAUGCUCCGUUUACUGCGGUGCAUUUUGCGACGUAUGAGGCUGCUAAAAGAGGGUUGAUGGGAGUUGGGGUCGCCCCGGAUAGUGCUGGUGAAGAACGGUUGGUUGUUCAUGCUACUGCUGGUGCUGCUGCAGGGGCGUUGGCUGCUGCUGUGACUACACCGCUUGAUGUUGUGAAAACUCAGUUGCAGUGUCAGGGUGUGUGUGGAUGUGAUAGAUACGUUAAUGGCUCUAUUAGAGACGUUUUAAGAACAAUUGUGAAAAAGGAUGGAUACAGAGGGCUUUUUAGAGGAUGGAUGCCAAGGAUGCUUUUUCAUGCUCCAGCUGCUGCCAUUUGCUGGUCAACAUAUGAAGCUGGAAAGUCGUUUUUUCAAGAUUUGAAUAGUGACGAUAGAAGUAGCAGGAUGACCUGAGUUUGAUAAUAAGUUUUCUUCUUGUUGUAUUGAGGAUUACUACUCACAAUAGAAAAAAGAUUGAGUUCUCCGAGUCUUUAUUUUGAACUUCAAAUUGAACUCAAUCUGGGAAGCUGAAGGGGAGGCUCGGCUUCGUCUACAUUAUUGUUCAUGGCAUAUGAUAUGCUUUGUGAGAUUAGCAGCUGUAUUUGUUGUUUAUUGGCUUCAUUAUAAUCUAUCCAAAUCUAUUCAGCUAUGUCAUGCAGAUGUAUCGUUAAGUUUUGCAGGAAUUUUUUCUUCUUAGUGUUAAGUACCACUGCGCUUUUUGAUUUCAUGUCUUAAUUGUUGAAAUAAAUGUCAUAGAGUUUGAUUUAUUUUA
Molecule: messenger RNA, 1515 nt
Organism: Erigeron canadensis
Lineage: Eukaryota; Viridiplantae; Streptophyta; Magnoliopsida; Asterales; Asteraceae
Product: mitoferrin-like
Exons: 2
Coding region: 147-1157 (336 amino acids)
Biological process (GO): iron import into the mitochondrion
Cellular component (GO): mitochondrial membrane
Molecular function (GO): ferrous iron transmembrane transporter activity
Source: RefSeq, a predicted model, not a curated record